Molecule: messenger RNA, 1167 nt
Organism: Ambispora leptoticha
Lineage: Eukaryota; Fungi; Glomeromycota; Glomeromycetes; Archaeosporales; Ambisporaceae
Source: the annotation of a GenBank genome assembly
AUGUUCUAUAAUCUUGUAUUUACUGCAUUCCCUGUCAUGUUUCUUGGUGCCUUCGAUCAAGACGUUGACGCAAAAACGUCGCUCAAAUAUCCACAAUUAUACAAACGUGGCAUCCUCCAACAGGACUUUACAAAAUCCAAGUUCUGGUUAUACGUGCUGGACGCAUUCUACCAAUCCCUCAUCUGUUUUUUCAUCCCAUACGCCACAAUGUUGCAUGGAAAAUCACAUGCCAAUGGACUCGACAACAAUGGACUGCAACAAAUGGGGACGCUAGUCGCUGGUUCAGUUGUUGCAACCACAAAUCUUUAUGUCGGAUUAAAUAUCUUGAAUUGGACGUGGCCGAUUUUUGUGAUCAUUGGACUUAGUAUCAUUUCGUUUUAUGCUUGGACAGAAUUUUAUUCGUUAGUUGCAUCGGUUGGGUUCUUUCGUGUGGAUCAGAUCCUGUUUACGGAAGUGGAAUUUUGGCUUACGAUAUCGUUGGCGGUGUUUAUUAGCAUUUUACCGAGAUUCACUGUAAAGUAUUUACAUAAAACGUAUUGGCCAUUUGAUGUCGAUAUUAUACGCGAGCAAGUUUAUCGAUUAAAGAAAAGAAAACAUCGUAAGAAACUACGAUCGCACGAGGCUCCUGAAGAUGAAAUACCAAUAGCACCAAGAAAGAUUGACGAGUCAAGUGGCGCUUCGACAGCACAACACGAGUAUCCAGAAAGUGACUCUGAACAAGAAAUACCAGAACCGCAAGUGAAAGCCGCAACAUUGCCACGAACAAUGUCUCUUCGAUCCGAAGAUCAAAUGCUCUUUAUGAGUUCCGGCAAACGACAAUCGUUCACUGGGUUCGCCUUCUCCGGCGAAGAAAGUGGGUUCGAGUUGUUCCGACGCUCGAUAUAUCGGCCCAUACAAGAUCGCGUUGACCUUCAUCGCGCUCAAAGUCUGGCCACUUCAACACCACGAAGAAACAUUGAUAAUAACAAUAAUAGGUUUUCGUCUCCUUCGUCGCCUAUUCAUCGUAGUAGAACGCUGCCGAGUAAUUUGUUCCGUCGUGUUCCGUCACCACUAAGUUCACCACUGAACAAUUCUAAUAGUGAUACAGAAAAUAAUGGUGGACGAGGACGGAGGGGCACAGAGGGCGGGGAAGAAGUAGAACUUUCUUCUUAUCAAGAAGAUCUCUGA